AUGUUGACGGUUGACGAGUCGUGGGUUAAUGUGCAGCAGAAGACAUUCACAAAAUGGUCCGUCCACCCGAAAGCCAUCCCCUCCGUCGAAGCCGGCCUGCUCACCCGCACCGCCCAUGUUUCGGAGCUCGCCAAUGUGAUCUCUUUUGUUCUCUAUGGCUCGGAUUCAGCUGACUUCAUCUUCUAUUCUUGCAGGCUCAAUAACAAGCUAAAGGUUCGCGAUAUUUUUGUGAAUAAUCUGGUGCCGGAACUUUCAAACGGGGUCACACUUAUCCAUUUACUCGAGAUCCUCGGCGGAGACUCACUCGGUCGAUAUGCUGCCAACCCAAAGCUUCGUGUGCAAAAAUUCGAAAAUGUUAACAAAAGUCUCGACUAUAUCAAGGGGCGGGGAAUUCAGAUGACCAAUAUUGGUGCGGAGGAUAUUGUUGAUGGUAACCAGAAGAUCAUCCUAGGUCUAAUUUGGACGCUUAUCCUGCGGUUUACUAUUAGCGAUAUCAAUGAGGAGGGCAUGACCGCGAAGGCCGGCCUCUUACUUUGGUGUCAAAGGAAAACAGCAUGCUAUGAGGGUGUGGAAGUUCGAGACUUCUCUACGAGUUGGAACGACGGCCUCGCAUUCUGUGCGCUCUUAGAUAUUCACCGGCCAGACCUGAUCGACUAUGACUCUUUGGACAAAAACGACCACCGAGGAAACAUGAAGCUAGCCUUUGAUAUCGCCGCGAACGAAGUCGGUAUCCCUGAUCUACUCGAUGUCGACGACGUGUGCGAUGUCGCCAAACCCGACGAACGAUCCUUGAUGACAUAUAUUGCGUACUGGUUCCACGCCUUUUCCCAGCUGGAGAGGGUAGAAAAUGCGGGACGGCGUGUGGAGAAGUUUGUGAACAACAUGCACGGCGCAUGGGAGAUGCAGAACUCUUACGAGAAAAGAAUGAGGGAACUCUUACGAUUGAUUCGCGCCCAGCGUGAAGAGUGGAAAAACGCCUCAUUCGAAGGGACAUACAAGGACGCAAAGGAGCAGGCCUCCCAGUUUGCCAUGUAUAAGCGGAACCAGAAACGUCAGUGGGUAGCGGAGAAAUCAGACCUCGCAGCUCUCUUGGGAAAUAUCAAAACGAAGCUUAGCACGUAUCGCCUUCGUGCUUAUGAUCCUCCGCCAGAGUUGUCUCCCGAAGCCUGUGAUCAAGAGUGGGAAUGUUUGACCCGUGACGAGCAUGAGCGCAGUCAGCUCAUUAACGAAACCAUUCGAGAUAUUAAGAACGCUCUGCGCCGCUCAUUCGCAGAUAAAGCGAACGACUUCGCGCUUACCUUGAAGACGCUGUCUCUUGCAAUCUCAGGCCUUGACGGAGACGUUGAAGAUCAACUUGCCCACGUCAAGCGACUGAACGACAACUUACCGCCGCUCGAUGCCUUCUUGGAAACUAUUGCGGAGCUUGAUGAGCAAUGCCAGGAAGCAAAUGUUGAAGAGAAUGACUACACAACAUAUACAUUGGACGAACUGGCUUAUGAGUUGAGCCUGGUUAAAUCGAGUAUAUCCAAGAAGAUGGCUUUCCUGGACAACCAACUUGUCGCGCGGAACAUGACAAAUCUCACUCCUAUUCAAUUGGAAGAGUUUGAGUCAGUGUUCCGACAUUUUGACCGCGAUUCAUCCAAUACGCUUCAGGAACUCGAGUUCUCCGCCGCGCUUGCCAGUUUGGGCCUUGUGUAUGAUGAGGAAGAGAUGCACCAGGUCUACGUGGAAACAUGCGGUCCUGCUAGGCUAGCUCAAGGUGCGGGUGUCAGUUUCGAGCAGUUCAUACGUUUUAUGGUCAGCGUAACGGAGGAUCAGAACACUGCAGAACAGGUAUUUCAAAGCUUCCGAGAGGUCGCAGAUGGCAAGCCGUACGUCACAGAGCUUGACCUUCGACACUCUCUCAUUCCGGACGAGAUUAUCGAGCACCUUGUCAAGACUAUGCCUCAGCACGAAGGUCCAGAUUUGUUAGAAGACAGAGACCUUCCCAAAUAUGACUACAUCAGCUUCAUGGAGAGGAUGAUGAACGACAACUCCAGUCAGGGCAAUGCGCCUAUCAACGGCAGCGUGUGAUCCGUUCUUAAUCAAUUUUAUGGUCUUUCUUUAAAUUACCGUCUUGUUUGUGGUAUAGGUGUUGAUUGGUACUCAAUGGCGUUGGCGAUGGCCAUCUUUGCAUUGUGAUAUUUCUCGUUCGUUGUCUUCUGGUUUACAUGGAGACCUACGCAUCACUUGCACUGUGUAGACAAUCCGAAGAUAUGAAGCAGUAAUUCCCACCAAAAAAAAG
Messenger RNA from Aspergillus nidulans FGSC A4, 2284 nucleotides. RefSeq names its product alpha-actinin, sarcomeric (f-actin cross linking protein). Gene Ontology annotation, molecular function: calcium ion binding; actin filament binding. NCBI's taxonomy places the organism in Eukaryota, Fungi, Ascomycota, Eurotiomycetes, Eurotiales, Aspergillaceae. Gene Ontology annotation, cellular component: mitotic actomyosin contractile ring; actin filament bundle. The coding region runs from base 1 to 2073 and encodes 690 amino acids. The record is from RefSeq and is a predicted model, not a curated record. Gene Ontology annotation, biological process: actin crosslink formation; actomyosin contractile ring assembly actin filament bundle convergence; actin filament bundle assembly. The transcript has 3 exons.